AUGGACGCCUACGUUUCGCGACGUCUCGACCUGCCAGCCCCACCAACAUUCCUGAGCUGCACUACUACGGGUCUGAAACGCGCUGCGUUGUUAGCCUUUCAUCAGGAACAUGUCGAGGCCUCCGUCAUCGCGGACGUACCAGCAACAGUGGGGCUGGGACGGAACAUUCCACGCCAAUCGAUCCUGCGUGAACUCGUGGCAGGCAAUGCAGGAAAUGAGCCGGGAAAGCUUCGCAUGAAGCGGUUCAUCAAGGCGGCUCAGCGUAUCCUCUUUGACGGCGAGCACACUCUCAGGGUCAUCUUCAUGUCGCGCCGGGCCGCGAUGGAAUGGGAUGGUCAAGAAUUUCGCCUUCGAGGGUGCCUGCUGCGCUUUAACCUAUUGGGAGUUCAAGUGCCUGGCGUGCGCCCACCUCCCGAAUUGGCUCGGCACUAUGCGCUUCGGGUCCUGGGCACUGAGGGACUGAACCCCAUGAUCUUGGUUCAAAUAUUCGGCGACAUUGCCCAAGAGGCUAUUCUGGACGUGCGUCAUCCUGGUAUGGAUGGCCUCCGCCAGAUGGACAACGACUACUGGGCGGUGAUCUUCGCUUCGAUGUCGUGCCCCGCUGCUCUACAAGGCGUGACUUCUAUCAGCGCCGAGAAUGGGUCGUUAUUGCUGCGCCACUUCCAACGAAUGCAGUCCCCUCCAUGUCGACGCAGUCUCAGCCCCUACCACCUCCAACAUCGCUGCAAGGUUUUGGACGCACGCCUGCUUAGCACCCGUGUCCCACGACAGCGGAGAUAUGUUGGCGCCAUGCAGGACCCUCCGCCCGCGCUACCCGACUGUACGGACCUUGUGACAUUGGAGGAUCUGCUGAGCCGUAUUGUCCUCGACCCUGCGAUAGCGCUUCCCACCGAUAGGUCCACCCCUGUGUUACAGGUGGUCCCCGUCCCGGUGGUGCAGGACGCGCCAGCACCUGUAGCUUCGGCCAGCUCAUCGGAUGCAACCGGUAUGACUGUGGUUCGGAGACGCCGAGGUGCUCCGGCUCACCGAUCUGCUCAAUCUCAAGCCGACACCACCGGCGGCGGACAAGAUUCCGUUCCGGAGGCAUCAGCGACAUCGGCAGGACAGACGAUUGGGGCGGCUCUGCGUCGCACUCCCCCUCAGGGGAUGGAGGAUGCCACCGCUCGAGCUUCUGGGAAACGGACCCCAGCAGCAUCCACUGCCAAGCCAAAGCCGACCGCGGCUGCGCUACGGUACCAGCAGACGCUGGCGGCUUAUGCAGAGCUCGCUGGCGAUUCUGAUGACGAAGAUGAGUCAGAUGAUCGACCCACCUCGGCUCAAUCCGCACAAGUGGUGACCGCGGAUGCCAAUGAGUCACAGGAUGUCACCACGGAGGAACCUAUGCCUGCCACUCGCUCCUCAUUGCUGCAGUCACCUGCUGCUGGAUUGGCUCAGACCGACCAUCUCGUCUUCCGAAACUCAGCCAUCGAAGGAACCUUACUGGCAUUCAGCGUCGCCGGCUAG
This is a messenger RNA of Phytophthora sojae, 1503 nucleotides long. RefSeq lists its product as hypothetical. The coding region runs from base 1 to 1503 and encodes 500 amino acids. The transcript is spliced from 3 exons. The record is from RefSeq and is a predicted model, not a curated record. NCBI's taxonomy places the organism in Eukaryota, Oomycota, Peronosporomycetes, Peronosporales, Peronosporaceae.